This is a messenger RNA of Fomitiporia mediterranea MF3/22, 4880 nucleotides long. Its product is annotated as Rad4-domain-containing protein. Gene Ontology annotation, molecular function: single-stranded DNA binding; damaged DNA binding. Lineage: Eukaryota; Fungi; Basidiomycota; Agaricomycetes; Hymenochaetales; Hymenochaetaceae. Gene Ontology annotation, biological process: mismatch repair; nucleotide-excision repair. The transcript has 15 exons. The record is from RefSeq and is a predicted model, not a curated record. Gene Ontology annotation, cellular component: nucleus; cytoplasm; nucleotide-excision repair factor 2 complex. The coding region runs from base 129 to 3233 and encodes 1034 amino acids.
CCGACGCAUUUCUGUUGCGCUCGAGUAAUUAUACCAAUCAUAUGGAUACCCCUUCGUAUUAAUCCAGGUGGGCUCGAAAACAGGCCAUUCAAGACUUCAAGACUCGCCUAAAAUACAAGAAGACCGCAAUGAGUUCCCCUCAACUAAUCGCCUCCUCCAGCCGCACAGGCUCCGAAGCAGGUGGAGGAAGCGACGAAGAUAUGGACUGGGAAGAAGUAUCCGUGCCCCAUGCAGAACUGUCAACACCUGCAAAAAGCGUGUCUGAUUACGACCUUCAAACGUCUGGGCCCAUGACUGGUCCUGCUCUCAAGAGUGGGGUGGAAACCAUUGAAAUCACGUUGAAAAGGGUCGCGAAGAAGGACGACACCAAGCGAAAGAAACAGGCAGAGCAAAUCGCUGAGCUUCGAGCUUUACGAUUAACUUGUCAUAAGAUUCACACAGUCGCUUUGCUAGCAAACGCCAUUAUUCGCAACAAAUUGCUAAACGACCCUCUCUUGCAUGCCCGCCUCUUGUCUUUAACACCUAUUCACCUGCAGACAUCGUUCGAUAUGAUUACGAAGAAGCGGCAUCCAGAAGCAGCCAAGCGUGGUCGUCUUUUCGAAUCUAGUAUGAUGCGACUUACUCAGUGGUGGUAUGAAGAGUUCUUCACAAUUGAAGGCUUUGGUCACAUCAAAUCCCGCACCUUCGACGAAGUACAGAAGAUCCUUCUCGACAGUCGCGGAAGCGAUGAACCGCUUCAGCUGAGUGACCUCGAGGACGAUGAGAGCGAGGUGGUCAGAAGUUCGAAAAGCUUAAUGAAACACGCAUUGAAGUGUCGUGGGAGUAGAGAUGUCAGUUCCCAGCUUUUCACUGCAUUGUGCCGAGCUCUUGGUAUACCUGCCAGGCUCGUCGUGAGCCUCCAGAGUGUCCCCUGGCAAGCAGGUACAGGAAAGUUAAAGUCGACUAAAAAGAAGAAUUCAAGGAAAGGCAAGGAGAAGGCAGGUAUCCCUUCUAAUUCUGAAGCUCAGGGCAGUAACCUCGAAAACGAAGACGUCGAGGAUGAUGACAUGGAGGAAAUUCAAAUCCCUGAUUUCCGCGACGAGAAGGAUGUUUUUCCGGGGGAGGGUCAAUCCUUAUCAUCCGGCAUGAGCACUCCCAGCAUAAAGGGUAAAGAGAAGAUGCUACCAAAGAAUGUCAUCAAACUUCGUAAAUCAAAGUCGACUGGCCAAAAGCUGGGUUCAUCAAGUAGUUCACGGCAUAGUACGCCCGCGCGACCCAUCGGAGGUUACCCACCUGUCUUCUGGACUGAAGUAUACUCAAAACCAGAUGGAAGAUGGAUGCCUGUUGACCCAACACGAUACAUCGUCAACAAGCGCAAAACAUUUGAGCCACCCCAGCACGAUAGAAACAACCGAAUGGUGUACGUCAUAGCUGUCGAGGAGGACGGUUAUUGUCGGGAUGUCACCGCGCGGUAUGCUAGGGAUUACGGCACGAAAACUUCCAAAGCUCAGCUCGGCGGAAAAGGUCGGAAAGAGUGGUGGGAGUCUGUUAUGUCGCUUGUGACUCGGCCUUACAGACUACUACGGGAUGACGCUGAGGAUGAGGAAUUUGAGUACAACAAGUACAUUGAGGGCAUGCCGACCUCAGUUGCAGGCUUCAAAAACCAUCCUCUCUACGUACUAGAACAGCACCUCAAACGGGAGGAGGUAAUAGAUCCAAAGGUCGAAGUUGGAAAGUUUAGGGGUGAACCUGUCUAUCCGCGCUCGAACGUGGUUCAAUUGAAAACUGCAGAGAACUGGAUACGUGUUGGUCGACGGGUAAAAGAGGGAGUUCAAGCGAUGAAAUGGGUUAAGCAGCGCGCGGUGACAAUACAUCGGAGGCGUGCAAUGGAGCUUGCCCAGCAGGAGGGCGACGAAAUGCUCCAAGGGCUUUAUUCGGAGGCACAAACGGAAAUCUACGUGCCUGAUCCGGUAGUUGAUGGUAUCGUGCCAAAGAAUGAAUUUGGUAACAUAGAUCUCUACACUCCCUCAAUGUUACCCAAGGGAGCUGCACAUAUCCCGUAUAAAGGAGCUGCGAAGAUCGCAAAGAAACUCGGCUUUGAUUAUGCUGAAGCAGUCACGAAUUUCGAAUUUAAGAAGGGGCGUGCUUUCCCCGUGCUUUCGGGGAUCGUCGUUGCAGCUGAAAACGAAGAGAUACUGCUGGAGGCAUAUUGGGAGGCCGAGCGCGAAGCGGAGGAGAAAGAGCAGAUAAAACGGAGAGAGCGUGUCAUCAAGCGCUGGACAAGGCUGAUAAAUGGUCUGCGCAUUCGGCAGCGACUGCAAGAGCAGUAUGCAAACGGAGGCGAACCCUCGACGUCGGGAUUAUGGCAUGAGAACGGUGAAAUGGCGGCGGAAAUUCAAAAGGCGGAAAUUGAGCAGCCGGGUGGAUUCCUUACAGAAGCGGACGCAGUAGUUCAACCCUUCCACCUCCCGCGUUUUGAACAUGGUGCCUAUGAGCCUGAGUUGGAAGUGGGCACUGCUGCUGAACGAGAUGAAGCUCAUGAUAAGCUCACAACAGGUGAAGCUGUCGAUCUUCAGGUGAGCGCUCAGCCUCCAAAAGACUCAAAUCUCGGUGGUUAUCUUGUCGAAGAGGGGGAAGAUGACGAUCUUGAAGAGAUCUUGCCUGUCAGUGAUGGCCAGACCAUUACGUCUACGGCUGUCCGGACUCCGAAGUCAAUGCGCGAGCUUGCAGAGGAGAGUGCAACCCAACAAAUGGGGACUGAUACCACCGAAUACAACGGCGGACUUGUUCAGAUGCCCGCUGACACUGGUGAAAAACCACCGGCCCUCAUCGGGCAAGACAAUGUUCGUAAUCAACGUCCGGUGAGGACACGAAAUUCGAACUCGUCUACCCCGUCAACUCGCCGCAACAGCAUGCGAUCCGUAGUGAAAACAAGUAAACGAAGAAAUUCGGGACGUAAACGCAACACUACCUCAUCUUCCGCCUUAUCCAGUCCAUCUUCGGGACGAGAUGAUAAUCUUGAUAAUGAGGACCUUGGCAAUAGCUGGGAAGAAAGCGACGACGAUAUAGGGAAUUCACGUCAGCGGCGCACUGGUUCAUCAAAAUCCAUUCUAAAACGAAAGCGGACCGAGCUAGCAUCUACGGUGCCGCCACCAUCUACGAGGGUCUUGCGAACGCGGGUUCCCAAGACGGCGGAACAGGUUAAAGUAGAAAAGGAGGUAGAAGCCGCGUACCGAAAAGCAAUAGCACAAUAAUAAGAUCGGUGGUCUUUCAUUGGUUCUUAGAUUCAAGUUUUGCUGUAUCAGUGUACUAUCCUUUUCAAUCUGGGGGUGGAUUUUAGUGUAUUACGAACCAUAGUAAUAGGAAAUCGGCUUGUAUAUACCAGGGUAUUAGAUUAAUGAGAUUUCUCUCCGUGAUCUAGUGAAUCGACUUCCUUGGUAUUAUUAGUGUUUUCUGUGGAACCCUGAACGCUGUUUGCGAAAAGAUGCGAAUUGUCCUUUGGCAACACACUCGGGAGAAGGACUGCAAAAGUGAGAUACGAUGUAUGCCCGCGAACUUCGUUGAUGACCCUUGAGACAACCCGUUUCGGAGGCUCCGUCGCUAAUGGUUCAGGUUCAGGAGAAAAUAACGGCUCCUGGACAACGACAGUCGAGUCGUCCGCUGCAACGGCGUCUUCGGCCAUGCCAAACUCGUCUUCCGCAUCCGCGUGCCACAGCUGUGCUACCGAUUCUUGUGUAAUUUCCGAGACCGUUGGGUCGUUUUCGGCGAAUUUUGAGGUGUCUUCUUCACGAUUAUGACUCAUCACCUCGUCUUCAGUACGUAGCUUCUUUGCUUCUGUCCUGUCUUCAGCUGCGUCUUCAAGAUUCUGUACUUCGGCGCCACCAGCAUUGUCGUCCCUGCUUUCCUUCAAGUUUGAGGGUUCUCGUGGACUUCGCUUCCGCUUCUUCUCCUUCCUCGCCUGCGAUGACGCUAUUUGCAUGAGACGCUUGUACUCUCGUCUGACUUCCGAUCGUUUCAGUUUGUCACUAACUUGACCAAUAGGCUGAAGUGCCGGAACUGUAUGCACUUCGUGCGGUCUAAGAAGCGUCUCGUACAUAGUAAUGUCUGUGAACCCGGCAUCAUUCAGUGCCGCGACGGUUCGCAAGACUUGUUCCAUGCAUGGACUGAAGCAGCAAAUUCGAGUUGCCCGAUCUUUUCGCAACGCCUUUUUCGCAUGGCAGAUGGCGUCCCAUGGUGCAGGGAGAUCAAGGAAAACUGAAUCGACCAGGUCGGCGACCGUAAAACCCUCUCUGCAUACAUUACGGUGAGUCAACGUAAUAAUUUCGGAGAGUCCAUGGCUGCGGAAUUCCUCUCUUGCUUUAUUAGCUCUUGGUUCGUGGAACUCGUAAGAAUACAGGUGUCCUUUGGGACCGAUGGUCCUUACAACAGAAUGUGAGAAAGAGCCAGAACCCGUGCCUGCUUCGACAACCUUGCUUCCGGGUUUGAUGUCGAGAUAGGAGACGAUGAAGGCAAUGUCAGCAAGGUAGAGGAUCUGGGUGCGGUGAGGAAGUGCGAUCGUCCAGAGCUCGGGGGUAGGACGGAGCACGUGAAUGAACCCUUUGCCGUUCCGGGAGCCCACUUUGGAGCCGUAAGGGAUGCCGACGAGGUCAGAAUGCGAGUAGACGCCGAAUUUUCCGUUGAAUUCUUUGCCCGGAGUGACGACGAGAGGCUGGACGGAGUCCCGCGUAAGCCAGAUGAUGACCAGAUCGCCUGCUGCAAUCUCUCUUGCUCUGGACCACAUGUGCCCCUACGGAAAUGUCUUAUUUUUCCACGGAAGUAUAUGCGCUUGACCGCUAGCCGCUGGUGCUGUGUGCGUCGCCAGGUGACGGACGGAGACAAGGUAUGGACGGAGCAACGACAAC